UUGCGCUUCGCAGAUAAGCGCAGAGCUGUUGUGAAGGAAGUUGUCAAGAAAGUGAGUUUAUGUUUAGGUUAUACAGGACCACCCGCCUUCACCCAAUCAUGUCAAUGCGGAGCCAUCCACAAUGUUAAAACAUUUAAGAGGCGCACAGCGAUGCGGCACAGAGCUCAAUAUGUGCUUCUGUGUGUCUCUGGUUGCUCCGCAAAAUUGCGUCACACCAUCCAUAUGGCCUCCGACCACAUUUUCGGAUCAAGCAUAAAUUGGCUCUUAGGGGAGCCAGUCAACACUGCGUAGCAGAGCUGUCAAACGACUGAACUGUCUUUAACCACUGCGAUUGUGUUUUAAUGAGAAAACAAAUGCCACAUAUGGUGUACCGCGAGUUCACAUUUCGAUUUGAGGUAAGCUAUAAUUCGUGUAGUUAAGAGUUACUUCGGCGUUGGCUGCGUAACUUCUCGUUUGUUAGCAAAGUGGAGUGGCUACCGUUAACUAGCUUCUCAUCUUCUCUUGUUGACAAACUAAACUAACGUUACCGAGACCAGCUAACUACAAGCAAGUUAGCCAACUGGCCGCUACUACUUCGUGCAUGGAGAGUAGGCCGACUGGCCUGCAAACUAUUGCAAUGAGAUGGAAGUAACUGAGUUUGGCCUGUCAUUUCAUCAAGUUGUUGUUGAAGAGUCCAACAUCUCAUCAUCUUCAUGACAAACGACAAGUAUUAGCCACGGAAGCCCUGGGGUGGUACGGAAGAAAGGGGGCCUCGACCCCAAGCGAAGGGUCCCCCACAACACCCUAGGCCACGGCCUGACAGCGCUGCGGCGCCUAGGGGAGGGAUCCCCCCCUCGGCCCGAAGGACGGGACGAUGAUCCAUUCAGAAGAGCAGGAUGAGGGCUGUAAAGGGUUGCCAAGCAGUUAUCGAAAAUGUGAAACCUUCAUGGAGAAGUCUCCCACAGAGUUACCAGUGAAGAGACCAUGAUGGAUCGGAACAAGCGCAACUCCAUUGCCGGCUUCCCCUCCAUGAGGCCUGACCGUCUUGAUGACCUGGAUGGUGGAGGGGAGUGGGCCCCGUCUCAGGUGGGAAGAGUGUGCCCCUCAUCCUACCGCGCCCUCAUCAGUGCCUUCUCCUGCCUGACGCGCCUUGAUGACUUCAUCUGCGAGUGGAUUGGCUCCGGCUUCUUCUCAGAGGUCUACAAGGUACGCCACAGAGUGUCGGGCCAGGUUAUGGCUCUGAAGAUGAACAAACUGAGCAGUAACCGCGCCAACAUGCUGAGAGAAGUCCAACUGAUGAACAGACUGUCCCAUCCCAACAUCCUCAGGUUCAUGGGUGUGUGUGUUCAGGAAGGCCAGCUCCAUGCUCUGACUGAGUACAUCAACGGUGGGAACCUGGAGCAGCUGUUGGACAGCAACAAGCCUCUGAGCUGGGCAGCCAGGAUCAAGCUGGCCUGUGAGAUCGCCAAUGGCCUGGGCUACCUGCACUCCAAAGGCAUCUUCCACCGGGACCUCACCUCCAAAAACUGCCUGAUCAAGUCCGAUGAGAACUGCUACACUGCAGUGGUUGGAGACUUUGGUCUCGCUGAGAAGAUUCCCAACUAUGAUGGUGAGGGGGAGAAGCUGGCUGUGGUGGGCUCUCCCUUCUGGAUGGCCCCUGAGGUGCUGCGAGAUGAACCCUACAAUGAGAAGGCAGAUGUGUUCUCCUACGGUAUUGUCCUCUGUGAGAUUAUUGCCCGAAUACAGGCCGACCCAGAUUACCUUCCUCGCACUGAAAACUUUGGCCUGGAUUAUCAUGCCUUCCAGCACAUGGUAGGAGACUGUCCUCCUGACUUCCUGCAGCUGGCCUUCAACUGCUGCAAUAUGGACCCCAAGCUGCGACCCACGUUCCCUGAUCUGGUAAAGAGGCUGGAGGAGAUCCUGUGUCGGCUAAAGGCCGAGGAGUCUGAACGAGAGAGGAUCCCCCUCUGUGGGGACAACGAUAAGAAAACCAUCCCUAAAGGUGACAAGGUCCAGGGGAUUAAGAGGUUGAACCCGUUGGAUCUGGAGGAUAAGAUCUCUCCCAAGUCACCUCGUCCUCGCCGCAAUAUCUGGCUGUCCCGCAGCCAGUCAGACAUCUUCUCCCGCAAGCCUAUCCGGAAAGUCAAUGUCCACGACCCCUACUACAACCCGGGCCCCAGGGCUGUACCAGGGGCCCGCAAGAUCAACCCCUUCAAUGCCCGCGAGGACCUGUGCGGAGGCAAGAUCAAGUUCUUCGACGUGCCCAGCAAGUCUGUGUUCUCCCUGAUGUUCGACCUGCACUCUCCCCAGGAUAAUGUGUUCUCCUCUGGGACCCAGAUCCACACUGGAGCCCACAUCCACCCAGGUAUGUGGCAGGAGACCUGGUUUACUGGCAGACAGUGCCGCUCUCUGCCCGCCUCCCCCCAGCUGGCCCUCUUGGAUGGCUGCUGCCCCCUUUCUGCCACUGUCUCCAAGUGUGACCCGGCACAGCUGGGCCAAGAGGUCCGACAGAAGGUCCUCAGCGCCUGGGCCGGGAAAUAUGCUGUGAUGGAGAUCCCUCCAUACUGUGGAGGGAAAGAAACAAAAGAGGAGGGGAACAGAGUAGAUGAGAGCGGGUCUCUCUCUCCCAUGCCCAGUGACCGUACAGAAGCUAUGGACUGCUCUAGCAGCCAAGGGAGUCCAGAGGAGGACAACGUCAAAGACAAACAUGUCUGCUGCCCCAUGCAGGCCCAGAAUGGAGGCCCAGUGAAGGACAGUAGGGAUGCUGUGUCUGAGGAGAUGGAGACUGAAGACCAGGAGGGCAUGCAGCUGCAGAGCAAUCGCUAUCCAACUGUUACUGUCAGCCCAGCCACAAACCAAGACCAUCUGAAUCCCAUCAUACUGGUGCCUUGUACGGCCCCACACUCCUCCACAGAACUGCCCUCUAAGUGUGACAUCAUCUAGGCCUUAAACAGGUCAAGGAGAAAGGGAGCCUUGUUGUGAACUCGUUUUUAACCUCGAGAGACACUCCUCAGAUAGGAAUGAUGACGUGUGAUGAUGAUCAAUGCUCUGCAGAUAUUCUUUAUUUUUUAAAGAUUUCUAUUUAAUAUACUGAAAAACGUGUAUUUUAUUUCUUAAAAAGGCACCCCUAAACCAGGGGUCUCAUAGUUCGUUGAGGUUCUGUGUGUAUGCUGGUUUUAAAUCACUGCCUUCUCCUUGAUAUUCAAUGCUAUUGUGUUUAUCUUCUGCCCCAUGUGGAAAUGUAGGAGAGUAGAUGCAUAUGAUAUUAAAGUAACACUUCUAACACCAGGGAGAAAGGGUUGAAUUCUGAAUGAAAAACGGCAUACUCACUGUCUUUCCAACAUUGAGACCCCCACCCCUGCAUCAUCUUGAUUAGUGGUAUUUCUGUACUAUACAACGGUGCCUGCCAGAAAGGAGAGCCAGAUCCAGACCAUAUCAAGGCUAGUAAAAUGAGUGUGGUUCACCAGACUACAGAGGUCUCUUAUGGAGACUAAAAAUAAACUGCUCUUAAAUUUGCGGUAAAACCAAAUACUGUUUGUGUAAAUGUGCACGCCCACGUGCACUGGAAAUGGUUUGUAUGUACCUUUUUAACAUGUCUAUGAUUUAAGCGUUUGGUAUAACCUGAGUGUCAAAACAUUGCGAACUGCUGUUUCCAUGACAGACUGACCAGUUGAAAGCUAUGAUGUCACCUGUUAAAUCCACUUCAGUAUAGAUGAAGGGGAGACCGGUUAAAUAAUGAUUUUUAAACCUUUA
Molecule: messenger RNA, 3732 nt
Organism: Oncorhynchus masou masou (cherry salmon)
Lineage: Eukaryota; Metazoa; Chordata; Actinopteri; Salmoniformes; Salmonidae
Product: dual specificity testis-specific protein kinase 2-like
Exons: 12
Coding region: 964-2922 (652 amino acids)
Biological process (GO): protein phosphorylation; actin cytoskeleton organization
Cellular component (GO): cytoplasm; nucleus
Molecular function (GO): ATP binding; protein serine/threonine kinase activity
Source: RefSeq, a predicted model, not a curated record